AAGUAUCUUAUUAAGUAAUACAUAUAAAUAUGGAAGAAAAUAAUUAAACCGUUCGGAACUAAUGAAAAUUUGUGGCAUCAGUAAUACUGAAAUGUUCAGUAUUUUUGUAUAUUUCAAUAUUGUGCAGUUUGUGUCAUGUUAUUAUUCUGUCAAAGAGGAUAAAGAAUUGAGUAAAUUUUUCACUGAUUUGUACAACGCGGAUGUAAAUUCAGUUGAAAAUGGUAAAGAUUAUCGAUUGAAUUUACAAGGAAAACUAGCUAGAGGAAUGGAUUCUGUAGAUUUGGCAUCUAAACCAUUGUUUGAAUUUGUUGAUGAAGAGAUAUUGGGGAAGAGACCUACUUUUGCAAAAUUCAUUGCAUUAUUGGAUAACUACAAUCCUCAAGUUGGUGUCACUGAAGUCGUCACAGACCAACAACAGAAGGAGGAAGAUGACUUUAUCGAUGAAUUGCUAAAAACAAAAGUCAUGAAAAUGGCUUAUAAUUUCCUUAUCAAAAAACAAAAGUUGUCAGGAGAUAUUACAAACUUUGGAAAAUUCUUAAAGGAUUUAUGGUUCAAGCGAUAUAAACGUAGAAGUCCAAAAGACUCUUCUGCAUUUGAACAUGUAUUUGUUGGUGAACAUAAAAAUCUUGAUGUGCUUGGAUUACAUAACUGGAUUCAGUUUUAUUUAAAAGAAAAGAAAAAUCAAUUAAACUUUUUUGGAUGGACUAGAAGAUUUUGUAAAGAUCAACUUAUCACUGUAACAUAUGUCAAUGAAAAUAAAUAUAAAAAGCCAAUUGGAAGUGUUUUUGUUGGAUCAUCUCCAGAAUUCGAUAUUGCUGUUUAUACGGUUGCUUUUGCACUACAUCCUACAUCUGUAUUUGACGUAAAUAUCUCUGGAUGUAAAGUACGUAUAACAUGUCAUGAAUUAUCUCCCUCUGAAAUGGGUACAUGUUAUAUGGGGUAAACACUAUAUGUAUCUGAAUAAACAUUUGUUUCCACUGACCUUAAAAACAAUAGCAAACUUAAGUUUAAUAUGUCGUUUGAUAGAUUAAUAUUCCGAAAAUAUAUAAUUUUGUUG
Messenger RNA from Schistosoma bovis, 1057 nucleotides. NCBI's taxonomy places the organism in Eukaryota, Metazoa, Platyhelminthes, Trematoda, Strigeidida, Schistosomatidae. The record is from the annotation of a GenBank genome assembly.